Messenger RNA from Podospora anserina S mat+, 390 nucleotides. RefSeq lists its product as uncharacterized. The transcript is spliced from 2 exons. Gene Ontology annotation, molecular function: RNA polymerase II complex binding. Gene Ontology annotation, biological process: transcription elongation by RNA polymerase II. NCBI's taxonomy places the organism in Eukaryota, Fungi, Ascomycota, Sordariomycetes, Sordariales, Podosporaceae. The record is from RefSeq and is a predicted model, not a curated record. Gene Ontology annotation, cellular component: transcription elongation factor complex. Bases 1 to 390 code for a protein of 129 amino acids.
AUGGGCAAGCGCAAAAAGGCCACCAGAAAGCCAACCGGCCCUCGCAGGAACGAACCCCUCCCCUCAGUCUUCACCUGCCUCUUCUGCAACCACGAAAAGGCCGUCUCCGUCAAGGUCGACAAGAAAGCCGGCGUCGGCUCCCUCGACUGCAAGAUCUGCGGCCAGCACUUCCAGUGCGGCAUCAACUACCUCUCCGCCCCCGUCGACGUCUACGCCGAAUGGGUCGACGCAGCCGACGCCGUCGCCCAAGAAAACAGCGAGAAGGCAAAGGCCGCCGGCGCCGGCGGGCGAUCAAGUAAUAGCGGGGGGCGGGCAGCCCGACGAGUCGAGGCCGAUGACGACGAGGAUGGUUAUGGGGAUGUGAUACCGGAUGAUGAUGACUACGAGUGA